Oppiella nova is the source of this 1194-nucleotide messenger RNA. Lineage: Eukaryota; Metazoa; Arthropoda; Arachnida; Sarcoptiformes; Oppiidae. The record is from the annotation of a GenBank genome assembly.
AUGCGGAGCUACUGUUCCAACACCAGUACUUCAAUUACUGGUGCACUCGAGAGUACAGCUCCGGCUAUACAAACACUGGUCUACCAGUGCAGCGAUAGUGCCGUUCCCACGCAUUCCUUAUUAAAACUUAUAGCCUCUCAGUUACAGCGGUGGUUUACUGUUAAGACAAAUCAGGUGAUAAUGGGGUCACAGGAGGGCCCGAAGUUGGAGUGGAUGUACAAGGGGGUGAGAGGUCUGGUGGACAAUGAAGACUACCUGACCGGCCGAAAGGUGGACAAGACUUUUGAGAUAAUAACGGCCGAAGAGAGCGGACAACCGAAAGGAGAUUUGGAGGGAUUCGAGUCAGCGGUUCCCCAAUCAGUCUUCGACUCACUUCCCAACACAUCCAACAACUCUAUGGUUACCAUCGAUUUGGCCGCAAAACUCAGAGAAGACCCGUUGUAUGAGAUUCGCGUCAAACAGCGCGAAGAGCGACGAAAACUGUUAGACAAUCCGUUGAAACUCAAGAAAUUGAGGACUAUUUUGGAGUCCACUAUCACUAGAGAUAAGCACAAGAAGAAUAAGAAGAAACACAAACCAAGAGAUAGCAGUAGUAGUGGUUCCGACAGUAGUGAUCAUUCCGAUCGUAAAUAUGACCACAAAAGGCAUCGAAGUGAUGAUAGGGAUUACGAGCGAAGAGAUAGAGAUCACAGAAGUAGUCAUCACUCGCACUAUAAGCCAUCAGAUCGUCACAAGAGUUACGAAUCCAAUAGAGAUAAAGAGAGAAGAGAUGGAAAUAAUGACAAAAGAGAUUCCGAGCGAAGACGUGACCAAAGAGUGCACACAAACGAAAGGAGAGACGAUUCCAAACGAUAUGAUAAGCCAUUGGAUGGCAGACAACGAAACACUUGGACCACUCAGUCAAAGCCGCCGCAGAAGACGAGACUCAGUGCAGAACAGUUGGAACAGAAGCGCAAAGAGAUGGAGGAUAACGCCGUUUGGAGGGAAAGCCAACGCAAGACUAACGUCCAGACGUAUGACAAGGAGGAAAAGGAGGAGAACCAGUUCAACGCCUCCGGAAAAUCGGCACAAUUCAUAAAACCAUUGCUUAAGAGCGCCACUGAAUCCGACUCUUUGGAGGACCGGAUCCGGCAAAAGAGGUUUACCUCUCAAAGAGGCUAUAACUUAAUGGACAGCAAUUUCGCGCGAAAGUAG